This is a messenger RNA of Varanus komodoensis (Komodo dragon), 4963 nucleotides long. It is a transcript of the gene NCK2, whose product is annotated as NCK adaptor protein 2. Gene Ontology annotation, molecular function: protein binding. Bases 570 to 1712 code for a protein of 380 amino acids. The transcript has 6 exons. The record is from RefSeq and is a predicted model, not a curated record. NCBI's taxonomy places the organism in Eukaryota, Metazoa, Chordata, Lepidosauria, Squamata, Varanidae. Gene Ontology annotation, biological process: positive regulation of endoplasmic reticulum stress-induced intrinsic apoptotic signaling pathway; negative regulation of PERK-mediated unfolded protein response; positive regulation of translation in response to endoplasmic reticulum stress.
CUUGGACACGUCGAGCCGGGAGGGGGGAACCCUAGAAAGGAAACAGGGUGAGGCCGGUGGCCCUUCAGGAGGACGCGGCCCAGUUGCGUCGGGCUGCUGGGCGAAGGAAGGAAGGAAGCAGCCGCCGCCGGAGGAGAGGAGGAGGAAAGCAACGAGCAGAGCAGUCGGGCGGUGGGGGAGAAGCUCGCCGCCGCCGCCGCCAAGACAAAGAACUGAGGCCGCCGGGGCAAGAAACCCUCUCCUCGCCCCUCUCCUGCCCGCCUCCUCCUCUUCCUCCUGCCAUUAUUAAUCCGCUCCCGCUUCCCUCCUCCUGGGCCGGAGAGUUCCGAAACCCCCAGAGAAGCCCGCGACACGCAGACCGCCCCCUUCGUCUCGCGGUCAGCUACAGUUGGAAGAAAUCUGGCAAAAGUCCUAGUAUAAGCAGCAAAAGAAAACAACCGUAGCCUUCCAGUUAGGGAACGAUCAUCUUUAAAGUGUGCAGAGAAACAUCUGAAAGCCUAACUUUGCUCCAAGGUCCUCACUUUCAGCAUCUAGACUCUGAAUUGUGUCAAAGAGGGACUCCAUGAAAGAUGACAGAAGAAGUUAUUGUUAUAGCAAAGUGGGAUUACACUGCACAACAGGACCAAGAACUUGACAUAAAGAAGAAUGAACGCCUCUGGCUGCUGGAUGAUUCCAAAACAUGGUGGAGGGUAAGAAAUGCAGCCAACAAAACAGGAUACGUGCCGUCGAAUUAUGUUGAGAGAAAGAACAGCUUGAAGAAGGGGUCCUUGGUUAAAAAUCUGAAAGAUACAUUGGGUUUGGGUAAAACGAAGCGGAAGACAAGUGCCAGAGAUGCCUCACCAACCCCUAGCACUGAUGCAGAGUACCCAUCCAAUGGUAGCAGUGCUGAUCGGAUUUAUGAUUUGAACAUCCCAGCAUAUGUUAAAUUUGCCUAUGUGGCAGAGAGGGAAGAUGAACUGUCUCUUGUAAAAGGAUCUCGAGUCAUUGUUAUGGAAAAAUGCAGUGAUGGCUGGUGGAGAGGGAGCUACAAUGGACAAAUUGGCUGGUUUCCUUCAAACUAUGUAGUGGAGGAAGUUGAAGAGGCAACUGCUGAUUCACCGAGUUUUCUAAGUUUGAGGAAGGGAGCAUCCAUGAGUAAUGGUCAGGCCAUGAAAGUACUUCACAUUGUUCAGACCUUGUAUCCAUUCAGUUCUGUCACAGAAGAAGAGCUCAACUUUGAGAAAGGAGAAACCAUGGAAGUCAUAGAGAAACCUGAAAAUGACCCAGAAUGGUGGAAAUGUAAAAAUUCUCGAGGGCAAAUUGGUCUUGUUCCCAAAAACUAUGUAGUAAUCUUAAGUGACGGGCCUAAUAUUAACACUUCCCAUCCACCUCCAAUAAGCUACACAGGACCCUCUUCUACAGGACGGUUUGCAGGAAGAGAAUGGUAUUAUGGGAAUGUUACUCGGCAUCAGGCAGAAUGUGCUCUGAAUGAAAGGGGAGUGGAAGGGGACUUCCUUGUCAGAGACAGUGAAUCUUCGCCCAGUGACUUUUCCGUAUCUCUAAAGGCAUCAGGGAAGAACAAACAUUUCAAGGUGCAGCUUGCGGACAAUGUCUAUUGCAUUGGGCAGCGUCGAUUUAAUACUAUGGAUGAAUUGGUGGAACACUACAAAAAGGCUCCUAUCUUCACAAGUGAACAUGGGGAAAAGUUAUAUCUCGUCAAAGCACUUCAGUGACGUUGAAGAUGGACUCGGCCUGCGGGGCCCCUUAUAACUUACAAGCCUUAGGUCCUACAUUUGCUUUUCUAAAGCAGAGCAGUCUACACCAGUCUGAGACAGUUGUCAGAGAAUCUCCUCUUCGCUCUGUUGGGUUAUAUUCUCUCUGCCCCACCUCCUCCUUUUUUUGUUUGGUUUUCUACUUUGUCCUUUUAAAAACUCAGUUGCUUCACAUUCCCCUCAGGUUGAAAAUUUUCACUGAAGUGGCCAUUGCGAGCACUCAUUUUCUUCCCUGGUUUCUAAACUCCUCCAUUCUGUGUACGUUUACAUAGUUAGUUCACAUAAAUGAGGGGUGUUCUCAAUUUACAGCAGUGUUAAAUUGUUCAAAUAGCUCACGCUGGCACGGCGCUAGCAAAGCUUAUCAUUAGAGAGACUGGGCACAGUUUGAAUGCACUGAACCUGCAGCUGGCUAAGUUAAAUAUAGUAGACAUAACAGUUGUGGCUGUGAGUUCUGUAGCUAUUUUGCUUACCAAGUAGUAUAUUCCAGAAAUUCCUAGUUUCUAGAAGCACUCUUUACACUCUCUACUCAACUAUUCCAUUGCCUCCUUUGACUCUUUGUGAAGAGUACACUAACUAAGCAUUUUGUAAUAGAAUUUCUUAAACUACUAUGGUAAGAUUGUAGUACAAGACAACUAUCUAGCUUACUUUGACAUGUAAUUGCAACAGAGAUGUUUCAUUGAAAGUUGAUUACGUAGAGAAUCAUUGAAUCAUAAUGGUUGAAUGUUUUGGUAAUCUACAGCCAAAUGUGCCAUCCGCAUAAUGCUUUCUCUUCUUGCCCUUCUGCUUGUUUGAAUUAAACAAUUAUGUAUUUAAUUCUUAAAGUAAUAUGUAUCUGUAGCUGAUUGACACUAAUACAGAAGUUUAAUAAGCAUAAUUAAUUAUGGGUGGGCGGGGCUUCCAACACAUACAUGCAUACAUAUAAUAUAUAAUAUAUAUAUUUGCAUUACAGAAAAAAAAUCAGGGUUUACAAAAGGUGGUGCGAUUGGUAGUAAGACACACAGAAUGUUAUAUGAAGAAAGUGCAUUUUCUUUUUCUCAACUUUUAACCUUCUUAUGGUUUUAAAUAUAGUCUUGAUGGCACAUUCCUGAAAACUGAAGAAAAAAGAAAAGAAAAGAACCCUUAUCCCCAGAACUUGCAUACCCAAUUUUUUUAGCUAUUGUAAUAAAAAAGGUAUCAUGUGAAGAUGGAGUAUUUACUUUAUCCUUUGGUAAUGGCCUUGAGAUUGGUAUAGCAUGAUGAAAUGUAUUUUAAAAAAAUUCCCCAUUUAUAUAUUGUGUAGGAUUUAAGUAACUUGAACAGUUUGGGCAAAACAAAAAGCUGAUAUCGUUAUUUUUUGUAAUCUUGAAUUUUACAUGUAUGACUGGUUGCUUGAUUGCAUUCUUUUAAAAUCUUAUGCAAUUUCGUGCUAGGUUUCAGCACUCCUUUAUAGUUGCAUUGCUGCCUGUAUUAAAGGGCCUGUCAUUAUAGUAGGCUUUACAGUUCUUAACUCCUGUCAGCAAUAGCCAUUAUACUCAGUGGUCUGUAUUACAGAGUCAAGACAAUGGGCGAGAUAUCUCCUCAAGAUUAUUAAAAUUCUUUGGACUGGCUUUAAUAUAGUAUCGGAAGACUUUAAAAGGGGAUUAAACAAAAAUCAUGGAAGAUGGGUUUAUCAGUGGAUUUUAGCCAUGAUCAUGAAAUUAACCCCAUAUUCAGAGUUGGUGUGUCUCUUAAUACCAGUUGCUUGCAUGGAGCGAGCGAGGAGGUUUCCUUUGUCUUGUGAGUUUCCUGGAGUGUCAGAUUGGCUACGAUGGCAGAUAAUAUGUUAGAAUGAUUCUGCAGGACUGCUCUUACACUAUUACAGAUUUUCCAUAUGUUCCAGUUCAGUCUCAAAAUCAUCAUAGAGUCUGCCUCAGUUUAUGUCUAUUUAGACAUAUAUAGGCCACAAGAAUACCUUCCGAAUCACUUGCAUUGAUAUUAACAGAACUAUUCUGUAGUAAAAAGAUUGUGGCAUGCAGUGGUAGGCUUUAGUGGUACUAAACAGGCUUACUUCCAAGUAGGUACACUCUUUAGCUUGUGUGCCACAGCUGUAAAUACAUUCAGUCGCCAUCAGCCAGGAACAAAGACAUUUUGAAGCCAAAGCAGGAAGUUCUCCCUUUAUCCUGACAUCUUGUCUAACAGAAGCUGGCAGCAGGCGCUUGCGAAUCAGUUGGCAAGGGAUCUGCAUGUCCACAGGAAGGUGUCUUCUCCACCUCCACCACUUAAAGACUGGCUUAAGCUCUAUGUGCAUAAACACUUUAUUUAAAAUGACCUCAACUCCUCUGAUGUAACUGUGGAUGAUUUCAUCUAUGAAUGUGUCUAAUAUAUUUUGAAUCUUAGUAUGUUCACGGCUGGCCUUAGCAUGGUGGCAGAUCCUCAGAAAAUCAUUCACUGUGGAUAUAAAAACAAAAAAUCCUGUCCCCAGUUUUAAAUUGUGUUGCUUUUAAGUUUUUUGCAUUUUAUUGUAUUUAUUUUCUUGGACAUAAAUAGAUGAGCCCAAUGCUUUUUUUGGAAUUGUGAUUUUAAGCUUCUCUAUAUUGAAUGGUUCAAGUAGGAAUUCUAGUUGGGAAUGUUCACAGAUUGGAUUGAAAUCACCUACACUUUUUCAUGGCCAAAUCUUGUUGAAAUCUAUUUCAGUUUGCUUGUGCAGAUCCUGAUGAAUUCUACACACUUAAGCAAGCAAACAAAAAGCUCUUUAGAGGUUGGAAUAUCAAAUCCAGCAAAUAGCUUGGGUCAAAAAGGUUGCAAUAAGUUUUGUAUGAUGGAUCUAUAUUCUACAUGUCGCUUUCUAUUUCAAUACAACAAAAAUAUGUUUGCCAUUACUUAUAAAUGUGAUGAUGGAGCUCUUGACAGUGAGAUGUGCAUUUUUUCUUGACUGAUAGCUUACUUUAUUACACCUCAAAUGCAAAAAUAAAUAGCUCAGAUUAUUCCUUCCAGUGGGUAGCAGCUUGACUUUGUCAACAGUGAAUUUGGUAACUGAGUUGCACAGUCCCCAAACUUCAUUUCAGUCCAUUUGAACCUCUUUGCUACUUUUUAGGGGUUUGGUCUCAAAAACAUGUCCUUUUAUAGGUUUGUAAGGUGAUUUUUAACAUUUUGAUCUUGUUUUCUAUAUUUAACAAAUUCCAAAUUGUUUAGAAGUUAUUAAGACAUUUUAUUUUACAAUAAAAUAUAUUUUAUUUUUAUUUUAUUUCAUCAUU